GAAGCUCGUCAGCGCAAGUGGCUCCCUCUACAUCACCACUACGCGACAGCAUUUGACAUCCGACCAACGAGGGGCGCGUCCGAACGAGGCAGUGCAACGGGAAGACCAAUUAUCUUUCGCAUCAUUAGGCUUCACGAUCUACUGCGCGUCGUUCGCUGAGUCGCGCCGCGCACAUUUCACAAUGGCGUCCUCGCAGCAACCGUUGCCAAACACGCAACAGCCAAUGGAUGUUUAUGGUGGAGACGAAGUCUCCGCCCUCGUCCUUGAUCCCGGUUACAGCAGCACGCGCGCCGGCUUCGCUGGCGAGGAUGUGCCCAAGUCGGUCCUGCCGUCUUUCUACGGCCGUAUCAAGUCGAGCAACUCUGAGGACUCGACGAUAACGUAUCGCGACACAUUCGGCGACGAGUGUCUGAUCCCGCGCGCCGACUUCGAGGUCCAUAACUACAUGAGCCGGGCUGACAGCACGGUGGAAGAUUGGGAUGCCGCGACGAAGAUGUGGGAGCACAUGCUGAUCAAACGACUGCAACCUGAUCGGGAGGCGUACUUGCGUGACAGCAAAAUCACAAACGGCAGCAAGCCCGCGGACGGAGAGGGCGACGUCGCAAUGGAGGACACCGUCGACAAUGCUGAGAAACCACUGGCUGAAAACCCCGUGCUCAUCACCGAAGCGCCCUGGAACGCUGGAAAGGCGCGAGAGAAGGCGAUCGAGAUUGCCAUGGAGUCCUGGGGCACGCCUGCAUUUUGGCUGGCGCGGACACCUGUAUGCGCGGCAUUUGCUGGUGGCAAGGCAUCUGCGCUUGUGAUCGAUGUCGGCGCGGCCAACACAAGCGUCGUCGCUGUCCACGAUGGCAUGAUUCUGAAGCGAUCUAUUCAGAGGUCACCGAUCGGCGGUCUGUGGCUCUCCGGCCAGGUCCGCAGCAUGUGGGAGAAGAACGAGCCCAAGAUCGACAUCGUACCUACGUUCAUGGUGGAGAACAAGACGCCUGUCGAUGCCGGCCAACCUGCGAACGCACGACUACGCAAGUUCCCAUUUGAGAUUCACCCAUCUUACCGUGCUUACGAGGAGGAGCGCCUGAUUACCGAGUUCAAGGAGUCUGUGGUCGAGAACUGGCGCGGCCCGGGUCGCUAUCUCAGUCCCGGCAACGAGGACAUUGCCAAAUCGCAACCUGGUCGCGUCUUCGAGAUGCCGGAUGGCGCGAACCAAAUGUGGCGUGAACAGCGAUUCCGCGUGUCCGAGGGUAUGUGGGACGAGACGGCCGCACUCGCAACGCCCGAAGGUUACGGUGAGCCGAUCACAAAAGCACAGACACUGCCCGAGAUGAUCCGCGCAGCACUCAACGCCAUUGAUGUGGAUCUGCGGCCCAACCUGCUUGGCAAUGUUGUUGUAACGGGAGGAUCGAGUCUAAUCAACGGCUUCAACGACCGUCUGAACAACGAGCUCAUGGCCAUGUACCCCGGCAUGAAGAUCAAACUCAACGCUGCGGGAUUGACGACAGAGCGCCGCUUUGGUGCCUGGGUUGGUGGCAGCAUUCUCGCCAGCUUGGGUACUUUCCACCAGAUGUGGAUCUCAAAGAAGGAGUAUGAGGAGAAUGGCGUCGGCAUAGUCGAGAAGCGCUGCAAGUAGAGGCCUGAGAUUGCUGCUGGAAAUGCAAGCAGACCUGGACCAAGCACGUUCCUCACCGAGACGAGCAACUCGCCUCCAGUGCAUGCGAAGGCUUCAACGACUUAAUUCUUGGUGUACGGAGUUCAAUGUAAGAGGUGUGUGGGAAAAAGGGUCCCGAGCUUAAGUCAUGUUUAGAACAAAUGAUACACAAUGUGAUGAUAUAUGCUGGGGCGCGCACGGUUGCACCCAG
Molecule: messenger RNA, 1853 nt
Organism: Microdochium trichocladiopsis
Lineage: Eukaryota; Fungi; Ascomycota; Sordariomycetes; Xylariales; Microdochiaceae
Product: actin family
Exons: 2
Coding region: 182-1624 (480 amino acids)
Biological process (GO): regulation of transcription by RNA polymerase II
Cellular component (GO): NuA4 histone acetyltransferase complex; SWI/SNF complex
Molecular function (GO): chromatin binding
Source: RefSeq, a predicted model, not a curated record